Messenger RNA from Penicillium pulvis, 1541 nucleotides. RefSeq lists its product as uncharacterized. The transcript has 4 exons. NCBI's taxonomy places the organism in Eukaryota, Fungi, Ascomycota, Eurotiomycetes, Eurotiales, Aspergillaceae. Gene Ontology annotation, cellular component: cytoplasm; mitochondrion. Gene Ontology annotation, molecular function: acetyltransferase activity; lipoic acid binding. Bases 96 to 1541 code for a protein of 481 amino acids. The record is from RefSeq and is a predicted model, not a curated record.
AGUCAGUCAACAGAUAAAGACCAUCCUUCCUUAUUUUCUUCAAUCACAUAUAAAUGCAUACUCGCACCUCUUCCCUCGUUAGGUGACCGGAUAUCAUGAAUAUCUUGCGCAGUGGGGGUAAUAUUCCCCGUAUUCUGCGAUCCUGUCAACCCCAGAGUGUUCUCCGCAUUGGAAGCCCCAUCACGUCCGUGCUGAGCCGGGGAUUCCACGCAGGGCCUGCAUUAUGGGGUAUCAAGUCACAGAUCUUGAAAGAUGUCGGGGAAGGUAUCACUGAGGUCCAGAUCAUUCAGUGGUAUGUCGAAGAAGGGGCACACAUUGAGGAAUGGAAGCCUUUGUGUCAGUACCAGUCUGACAAAGCUGUGGAUGAUAUCACAUCGCGGUACGAAGGCGUGAUCAAGAAGCUCCAUUUCGAGGCCGAUGAUACUGUUCCAACGGGGCGGGCACUCUGUGACAUCGAGGUUGUAGAUGGAAAAUACCACGAUGACAACCCACCACACGAAUCACAAGCAGCUCCUGAAGCAGCUGCGCCAAGUCCUGAAUCACAGAUAGUGGCAGCAACUCAAGCUGCCGAAGGCUCUACAGUACCUCAGUCAUCCCCUCCGUCCUCCGAAGACAUCUCCGAGAUACCCAAGUCGAAGCAUGCAUCCCUUGCAACCCCUGCUGUGCGGGGACUACUCAAGACCCACAAUGUCGAUAUCCUAGACCUCACCGGGACAGGCAAAGAGGGGAGGGUCAUGAAAGAAGACGUCCUUAAAUUUGUUGAAACUCGAGACUCUCCUACAGCAUCUCUCUCGGGCCCAGUGCAAAUUUCCAGUACACCAGACACCAAGCAGACCGAGUCCGAGGUCAAACUAACCCCAAUUCAAUCAGCCAUGUUCAAGACAAUGACCAAAUCUCUCAAUACCCCACACCUCCUCUUUGCCGACGAGCUGACAGUCGGCGACAUCUCCUCCAUCCGAAAGAAGCUUGGUAGCGAUUCUCGAGAUCCGAAGAAAAUUACCCUCCUACCCUUCAUUGUUAAGGCCGUCUCCCUCGCUCUCAACGAAUUCCCUAUUCUUAACGCCAGAGUAGACGCUAGCACUCCAGAGAAACCGAAGUUGGUCAUGCGAGCCAAGCACAAUAUCGGCAUUGCUAUGGACACACCCACCGGCCUCAUCGUCCCCAAUAUCAAGGAUGUGGCAAGCCGAUCCAUCUUUGACAUCGCAGCCGAGAUUUCACGGCUCAGUGCACUCGGCAAGGCUGGAAAAUUGACAUCUGCUGAUCUGGGCGGCGGCACCAUUACUGUCUCCAAUAUCGGAAACAUCGGUGGCACAUACGUUGCACCUGUGAUCGUGCCGACGGAGGUUGCCAUUCUUGGUAUUGGACGGACGAGGACACUACCUGUUUUUGAUGAGGCAGGCCAGGUCACAAAGGGCGAGCUAGUAAAUUUCAGCUGGAGUGCUGACCAUCGUGUCAUUGAUGGAGCGACUAUGGCACGCAUGGGCAAUCGUGUGAGGGAGUUGAUUGAAUCGCCCGAGUUGAUGCUGCUCAAUCUUCGGUGA